ACUAGUGGACAACAUACGCUGAGCUGGAUCCCCCACCCCCCACUUAUACCCCUGGGGUUCAUGGCGUCCCUUCAAUGUAUUCAAGAGGUCCACUUAUCUCUCGUCCUAGGCUCUCCUCCCAAUUUCAACUUCCCAUCCAAGGGGUAUCUUUGUUGUAAGUUGUAACCCUCUAUACCAAACCCAAAAACAUUACUACUCCGUAUACAAUCCAGAAUUACUCAUUUUGCUUUAAUUUCUUGAUGCUUUAUUGUAGAAUAAGAUAGGAUCUUUCAAAGUUGUAACAGCAAAAAUGGCGGCGCAGGUUCAUCUCCGUGCUAAUCAUUGCAUUUUGUUGCCGUCAACGUCAUUUUCUUCCUUGCACACAUUUUCUUUAGUGAAUUCUUCAAACCUAGGCGGCCUUGGGAGAUCCUUCUUGGGUUUAAAUGACAGAAUAUCAAUAGCAGAGAGGAGAGUGAUUAAAAGAAAGAAUGAUUCUUCUUCGGUCAUAAUUAGAGCGUCAGCGGGAGGUGCAGCAAUAUGGGAUGGUUUUAUGCCGGAAAAGAGCUCCAAAGCUCCAGCACUAAGUGACGUUUUCUGGCCUUCUGCAGGGGCAUUUGCGGCAAUGGCUAUGCUAGGAAAGAUAGACCAAAUAUUGGCACCGAAAGGGAUAUCAAUGACUAUAGCUCCAUUAGGAGCUGUUUGUGCUGUCCUCUUUGCCACCCCUUCUUCUCCUGGUGCUAGGAAGUACAAUAUGUUUAUGGCACAAAUCGGUUGUGCAGCCAUUGGUGUUUUGGCAUUCACAAUAUUGGGGCCAGGUUGGCUAGCUCGAAGCACAGCCCUUUCUGCCGCCAUGGCUUUCAUGAUUUAUACUCGUUCUGUUCAUCCUCCUGCUGCAAGUCUGCCGCUACUGUUCAUUGAUGGAGUUAAGCUGCAUCAGCUCAACUAUUGGUAUGCUCUGUUCCCUGGAGCUGCUGGUUGCAUUCUUCUAUGUUUAAUACAAGAGAUGGUGUGUUACCUAAAAGAGAAUGUCAAAUUCUGAUGUGAAAUGCGAUGCCUCGUAUGUGAGCUGUAUAAAAGUUCUUUUGCCUGGUCAAAAUUGAAGGUGCAACAGAGGAAUCCACCAUUUGCAAUCACGGAUUUGAUGAAAAUAUAUAUCGUGCAAUGUCAAGCGGAUAAUUCCGAUUUAUAUAUAGUUGUGAAUAAGAUAUGAUUCUCAUUCAACCCAGAAAAAUUAAAUACAUAUAGCUUUUUCUGGAAUUUGUUGUGUCAUGGAACUCAAUUGACGCUCUUUUAUUAGUAGAAAAUAUCACAAAUUUGUGAUCUUAAGCUA
Molecule: messenger RNA, 1309 nt
Organism: Nicotiana attenuata
Lineage: Eukaryota; Viridiplantae; Streptophyta; Magnoliopsida; Solanales; Solanaceae
Exons: 5
Coding region: 290-1018 (242 amino acids)
Source: RefSeq, a predicted model, not a curated record